Molecule: messenger RNA, 1826 nt
Organism: Prorocentrum cordatum
Lineage: Eukaryota; Dinophyceae; Prorocentrales; Prorocentraceae
Source: the annotation of a GenBank genome assembly
UCCCUCGAUGUCUCCUGCAUCCGACUGCUUGUCUUAGGUCGGGCAUGUCCCCCUGCAGGCGGAUUUUUUUUCGCCGCCAUGUCCAUACGCCUGCAAGCACUUUCUUUGGAAUCUGCUGCACUCAAUUGGUAUGUUAAACAUUGAUUUCCUACUGAAACCGAUGCAGCACGGGGAAUCGAUGCCGGCCGAUGCUAUUAGAUUGGAGGUAACUGCGGCAAAACAGUGUCCAUAGACCGAUGCGCCGCAGUUAACCAAACAACGCAAACACAAAGACGACUGUACAUAAAAGUCAGGGCAUAGGCAGGGAAGCCCACCUUCGAUACGAGAGUGGCUUCAAUUAGCACGUGCAUGCUGAGCGAACACAACUACCGGCAACAUACAGCAACUAUGAAUCAGGCAAAGUCAUGCAAUAUCGCAUUGAUUAUCAACAACAGCCCGACUCGCAGACUGUGUCAAGCCUCGGCGGCCACGGGGACAGAUUACGGGAUGCUCCGUGGUUGCGGCAGGUCGACGGACGUCCCAAUUCUUCAGGCACCUGAGCCAGAAGCGUUGACCAAGACUUGAAAGCGUGAGUUCGAAUGCAGCUCCUCUUGGGAGGACACUGCGUCUCGAGUGCUGUCACCCAAAAACAAGCGCGAGUCCUGGGCGGGGUGGGCACCAGAGAAGGCAGAUGGACGAGACUGUGCUCAGCGUUCGAACUCAAGUAAGCCUUGGACGAAUUACUGGUCUGCAUGCAGUGGACUGGGUCAACCAGGAGCGCGCCUCGUGCCCACUGGCAGAGACGUGCAGGGCCUGAAGUCUCUUCAUGUCAGUACGCCUCGGCAGCGAAUUCUCCAAGCAACACCGCGGAGCCCUACUGGCUCUCGGCGUGCAGCGCUGUCUGCGACGGCGCGCCAGCGCCCAGGAUGCGCACCGCCACUCCGCAGGCACAGACGUUGAGCUCGCCGUCGCGACAAGCGUCAAAAUGCUUGGCGCCCCCGCCGCAAACUGUUCUCCGCUGAUCUCGCAGUGAGCCCGUCGCCACCACGGCGGUCAGCGCCACGGCGUGCCUCUGGAUCGGUCCGUUUCGCGGCGGGGUCCGCGUGGACGCUGCGCGCCGGCGUCCUCCUCGGUCAUCGGCAGCAUGCAAAGCUCCGCCGCACUGAUUCUGCGCCUGCGGAGCCGUAUCCCCAGCACCGCGCCACCAAGCGCCAAGCCCAGCACGCAGGCAACGCCCGCGCAGGCACCGGCAGUCGCCCAGUCUGGUGCUGAGCUGGAUGCCGCCGACCUCUUGUCGCCCGAGGAGCCCAGGCUCCUGACCGGCGCGGCCCCGGAGCUGUACUUCCUGAGGGGCUGCGGAAGCUCCGACGCGUGGCAGACGCCGUCCGAGCUGCAGGACCCGGCGCCGCAGGUGCACUUGCCCUUCCUCGGAGGGAACAGCGCUGCGCCGACGCACUUCGUCUCCCCGCGUGCGCCGUUGCACCCCAUGCCAGGCAACCGCCAACAAGUCGAAUGCUCGCAGCAGGACUGCCCUGAGCACUGCGUGUCGUCGGACCCGACGUACUUCAAAAUCCGCUCCACCAUCUGCGUUUUGCCUGCAGCCGCGAGCGGCUGCAUCGCAAGCAGCGCCGCAGCCAGGGCCCGACCUCGUGACAUGCUGAGGAAACAGCGCCAAGCGAGCGCCAUAGCUCAGAGGGAAAGUGUCCAGCGCGCCUGACGGACGCCCCUGCACGCGUCGCUGAGGCGCUGGCAGCGCGUCUUGGGACGCCUUGAGCCAAAAUGGAUACGGACCCCCGGCAGGCAGAUUUGGGACGACAAAUUAUACAUUUGGCAGGGUCGACCUACUA